AUGGUUCUGAGAGAGCUGGACACCACGCGCGAGGAAGGUGGCGGCGACCACAAGCAGGCAGCGCGGAGCUCUGCUGUGUUGCAUAGGGACCUCAGUUAUGACUUCCUUUCUCUCUCACAAGGCGAGGGCAACUACCUUGUACUUGAGGAUGGGCGUAGGAUAUUCGAUGCCUCAGGAGGAGCUUCUGUCGGGUGUCUCGGCUGGGGCAAUGAAAGAGUGGCCCGCGCCGUCAUGAAGCAGCUCAUGGCGAUCCCGUACUGCUCGACCGUCUUCUACACGACCAGGGCACAGGAGGAGCUUUGUCGCUUCUUGGUCGAGUCGACCCACGGGCACAUGGGACGCGCAUAUAUCGUCAACUCGGGAUCCGAAGCCAUGGAGGCGGCUGUCAAACUGGCCAGGCAGUACUUUCUCGAGCUCAGUCCGUCGCAGAACAACAGAACCCGGUUUAUCUCCCGGAGACAGUCGUAUCAUGGUAUCACCUUGGGCGCCUUGGCAGUUGGGGGCCAUCAAUACCGGCGGGCAAAGUUCGAGCCGAUUCUUAUGAAGAACGUGUCUAAAGUGUCGCCAUGUAAUCCAUAUCGCGGCAAGAACCCAGGUGAGACAGAUCAGGAGUAUGUCGACCGACUGGCCAAGGAACUCGAUGACGAGUUCCAAGCCGUCGGCCCGGAGACGGUCUGCGCCUUCAUUGCCGAGCCUGUUGUAGGAGCUGCCCUGGGGUGCGUCCCCUCAGUUCCCGGAUACUUCAAGGCGGUGCAAGCGGUCUGUCGGAAGUACGGAGCGCUCCUCAUCCUCGACGAGGUAAUGUGCGGCAUGGGGCGGACGGGAACUCUGCACGCCUGGGAGCAAGAGGGAGUGGCGCCAGACAUUCAGACAUUUGGUAAAGCUCUCGGUGGCGGCUACCAGCCGGUCGCAGGAGUGCUGGCGAGUCGGGAAGUGGUGGGCGUGUUGGAAAGAGGUAGCUCCGUUUUCGUUCACGGCCACACGUAUCAAGGCCACCCAGCUGGUUGUGCUGGGGCGCUCGAAGUCCAGCGGAUCAUUCGCGAAGAGAACCUUUUGGAAAACGUCCGGAAAAUGGGCGAGCUCCUCUCCGGGCGGCUGCAGGAGCGGUUGGGUGCGCACCCCAACGUGGGCAAUAUCCGGGGACGCGGCCUCUUCUGGGGAAUCGAGUUCGUUGCUGAUAAGGCCACGAUGGAGCCGUUUCCUGUCGAGAAUCAUGUCGCCGCGGCAAUCUGCGAGCGCGGCCUGACCAAGGAAUAUUCCAUUAGUGUCUAUCCGGGCACUGGAUCGGCCGACGGUAUACGCGGCGAUCACAUUAUCGUCUCGCCCGCGUACAAUGUGCACAAGGACGAGAUUGAGUGGAUCGUGGACACCCUUGGGCGCCUCGUCGACGAUUUCUUUGGGUCCGCGUAG
Thermothelomyces thermophilus ATCC 42464 is the source of this 1410-nucleotide messenger RNA. RefSeq lists its product as uncharacterized. The record is from RefSeq and is a predicted model, not a curated record. NCBI's taxonomy places the organism in Eukaryota, Fungi, Ascomycota, Sordariomycetes, Sordariales, Chaetomiaceae. Bases 1 to 1410 code for a protein of 469 amino acids. Gene Ontology annotation, molecular function: transaminase activity; pyridoxal phosphate binding. Gene Ontology annotation, cellular component: cytosol. The transcript is spliced from 4 exons.